CAUGGAUUCCCUGGGGGAUGGGAACCACACUGAAGUGACAGGGUUUAUUUUAUUGGGCUUAACUGAUGACCCAAUCCUUCAAGUCAUCCUCUUCAUGAUCAUCCUAUGUAUCUACCUGGUGACUGUAUCCGGCAAUUUCAGCACAAUCAUUCUUAUCAGAAUUUCAUCUCAGCUCCAUCAUCCUAUGUACUUUUUCCUGAGUCACUUGGCUUUUGCUGACAUGGGUUUAUCAUCUUCUGUCACUCCCAAUAUUCUUGUAAACUUCCUGGUGGAGAGAAAUACCAUCUCCUACCUUGGAUGUGCCAAUCAGCUUGGUUCAGUCAUUUUCUUUGGGACAGUGGAGUGCUUCCUCCUGGCUUCCAUGGCAUAUGAUCGCUUUGUGGCAAUCUGCAGCCCACUGCUUUAUUCCACCAAAAUGUCCACACAAGUCUAUGUCCAGUUACUCAUAGUGGCUUAUGUGGGUGGUUUUCUCAAUGCUUGCUCUUUUACUGUUUGCUUCUAUUCUUUACUCUUUUGUGGACCAAAUCAAGUCAAUCAUUUUUUCGGUGAUUUGGCUCCUUUAAUUGAACUCUCCUGUUCUGAUAUCAGUAUCCCUGCAGCUGUCCCCUCAUUUACUUCUGGCUCCAUCAUUGUGCUCACGGUGUUUGUCAUAGCCGUCUCCUAUAUCUACAUCCUCAUCACCAUCCUGAAGAUGUGCUCCACUGAGGGGCGCCACAAGGCCUUCUCCACCUGUGCCUCACACCUCACAGCAGUCACUCUGUACUAUGGGACAGUCACAUUCAUUUAUGUGAUGCCCAAGUCUUGCUACUCAACUAACCAGAACAAGGUGGUGUCUGUGUUCUACAUGAUGGUUGUCCCCAUGUUGAACCCCCUCAUCUACAGCCUCAGGAACAAUGAGAUUAAGGGGGCUCUGAAGAGACAGCUUACUAGAAAAACAUUUUCUUAA
Equus quagga is the source of this 946-nucleotide messenger RNA. RefSeq names its product olfactory receptor 502-like. Lineage: Eukaryota; Metazoa; Chordata; Mammalia; Perissodactyla; Equidae. The record is from RefSeq and is a predicted model, not a curated record. The transcript has a single exon. Gene Ontology annotation, biological process: sensory perception of smell; G protein-coupled receptor signaling pathway. Bases 2 to 946 code for a protein of 314 amino acids. Gene Ontology annotation, cellular component: membrane. Gene Ontology annotation, molecular function: odorant binding; olfactory receptor activity; G protein-coupled receptor activity.